UGGUUCUGGUAGUUUUCGAAUUUUGUACGGGCAGCGGGCGUAUAUCCGCGAAAUAAUAAACUUCUGUAUUUUAAUUAUACUUUUGAUUAAUAUGGAUUAUGAAAAGGUUGCAACACCUUUGAAGCUAUUUUCAGCGGUGCAUAUGAGUGGUAAAGUGACACAUAAAGUGGGUAAUGAAAACUUAGAAUUGAUAACUACUCCCGGCAAUGGGAGAAGUCAUAAAAAAUUGCAUCCACGUACACCAAGUAAGCAGAUAAGUUGUAGUAUAUCAACUAUAAGCAGUAUUUGCAGUAAUACUUCAAAGCAAAUAACUUGCUCCACGCUCAUGAGUACGCCACCAGCGAAACGAUUUCAACGCAUACGGAAUCCUUUCGAACCAGUCUUAGCGGAGCGCUUGCAUUUACCAUUAAUAGCCAGCCCUUCGCUGUUUCAGCGGCCUACGACACCACAACUGUCUUCAACACAAUUCGAAUGGAAUAUUGAUGAAGUAUCUUCACUAAAACCAGCCCAUGUCGAGCCGCAUGAAACACAAUUUCACGACUCACCCGAUCCCGAUUAUGAGGCCAAAGCUCAAUCGGCUAUAAGUUCUUAUUUCAAGGACCAUCAAAUUGUGCCGAGUCCAGUAGAUUGCCCUUUACGCAGUCAUCGCAUUAUACUUUCCGAAUUGAAUGCGAAUACACCUAUUACAAAACCAGGACGACGUAUACGUGAUUGUGGCACACAGACAGAAUUAUCAUUGCCGGUAAUAUUGCCCCGCGCUGUAGAAGAAGCGCUAAUGCCAUAUUUUCAACCACAUUUAGCAGUUGCUGAUCGGCCAAACUGUGACGCCGAUUCGCAAGUACGGUUUAGUAGUGAUUCAAACGCAUCUACGUUUAGUGAUGCUAAAGACAUUUCAUUACGUCGCAAACUUUUCGAUAUGAAUAAUAUUGUAGUGCUCGAAGAGGGUAGAACAUCGACAACAGAAUCCAAAACUAAAACAACAUAUUCCAACUCCAGUCCCUCAUCCGCUUGUGAGAAUACCCGUGGUGGUCAUUUCGCUAUAGUUGGCACGCUUUCAGAUUCUAUGGACAAGAGUUCAUUCGGCUCGCUUUCUCCAAUUUCAGCAUCUGAUGGUCUAUCUAAUUCACCACAUUCGCCGCACAAAAGUCAUGCUGGCUUGAAAUCACGCAUACAAACCUUUCUACAAGAACUUGAUGAUGUAGAGCAGUUGUCACCAAUACAUCCACCGGUGCGACAAACGAGUCGACGGUGUCAUGAUAAACGUGAGGCUACAAGCAAAUCACUGCAGGAUCCCAAAAAUAGUUAUCGUUGUAAUGCUCUAAACCAGAGUGAAGCAACCAUAAACGAAGAUACUUCUUUAGCUUGUAUUGAUGCUGGGAACGGCAACGUUGACAAAUUUACGCCAGAUCGCAGUUCUUCACCAUUACGUUUGGCCUAUUGCUCUACUGAAUCAGAAUCGGCAAUCGGUCAUCAUUCCAUUGAUAGCAGUUUCAAUAUGAAAAUCAGUCGUUUAGCCGUGAAUAGUGCGAAGUGUAUAAAACCAAUAACAACAACAACAGGUCGUGAUACUAAGGCACAAGAGCAUGAUAUAUUCGCUCACGACGAAACGCAAGAGUUACUUGAUGACGACGAAAUGCAAGUCUCGCAAUUGUCCGCACAAAAUUUCAAUUGCAGUUCGAGCUCCGCGGAUACACCGCGUAGUAAAAGACGUUCAGCAAGUCGCAAAAAUCUAUCACAAUCCUUUUCGCUCAAUUGGUUAGAUGACGAAGAAGAGCAAGCGGAUGAUGAAAGGCAAAAAGCAGACAAGCAAAACCUACUAAAAUCGCCAAUAGAUUUGCCGCGCAUUGAUAUAAACAUAGUGGAUGAAUUAAUUGUUAAGGAACAUGCAUUACAGCAGCAGCAAAAGCUGCAAAAAGUUAACGAGCAGUGUGGUAGUGUUGAUAAGCAGGCUCCUGUUGAUGCGGCGGAAACGCGCGCCGUAUUCUAUCGUGUUGAUAGUGGCUUUAAUGAGAUGCCGGCCAGUGGUUGCUCUUCCACUUGCUCCAUGGGCGCAAGUCAAAAGAGUCAUGGCGGGUUAUCGCCAACGACACAACUUGACGUAAGCAUGGUUUGUUGUUCAACACCAUCAAAGUGCUCGAACACCAACAGCGUUGCAACUUGACGGCAGACAAUUGCAAUAUUUAAGUUGCCAAACAUAUUUCAUAAAACGCUCGGUUGUCAUCUGCCUUUUUGCAUUAGCUAAAAUUCUCCCAGCAAAAUACAUAUUUAAAACUUUAUAUUUGUAUAAUUCAUAGUUAUAUGCGCGCAAUUAUUGUUUCGUAUGCAAUAUUCAAAGCCAAGUUUUGUAGUAAUUGUAAUAAUAGCAUGUUAGAAAAUUGAAUAAUUUUAAGACUGCCAUGAUUUUUAGAAUAAACAAUUUUAUAUAUA
Bactrocera dorsalis (oriental fruit fly) is the source of this 2427-nucleotide messenger RNA. RefSeq names its product protein aurora borealis (gene bora). Gene Ontology annotation, biological process: activation of protein kinase activity; regulation of mitotic nuclear division; regulation of mitotic spindle organization. Gene Ontology annotation, cellular component: cytoplasm; nucleus. Gene Ontology annotation, molecular function: protein kinase binding. The coding region runs from base 92 to 2161 and encodes 689 amino acids. Lineage: Eukaryota; Metazoa; Arthropoda; Insecta; Diptera; Tephritidae. The record is from RefSeq and is a predicted model, not a curated record. The transcript is spliced from 2 exons.